This is a messenger RNA of Uranotaenia lowii, 856 nucleotides long. RefSeq names its product eukaryotic translation elongation factor 1 epsilon-1 (gene AIMP3). Bases 148 to 690 code for a protein of 180 amino acids. The record is from RefSeq and is a predicted model, not a curated record. Gene Ontology annotation, cellular component: nucleus; cytoplasm; aminoacyl-tRNA synthetase multienzyme complex. Gene Ontology annotation, biological process: positive regulation of DNA damage response, signal transduction by p53 class mediator. Lineage: Eukaryota; Metazoa; Arthropoda; Insecta; Diptera; Culicidae. The transcript has 4 exons.
GGUUGAGUAAACAGCACGCAUGCAGUUGACAUAAGCAUGUGCAAAACACCGCGAUUUGAUUGACGAACCAGCAGCAUUUUAACGAUUAGUACCUACUGCAAAUAUUCAAUAUUUUAACUACAAAUCCUUUUUACGCAACAAAAUACCAUGGCAAGUGUAGAGAACGUCAAUAAAGCUGCCAACUUCAUGAAAGUGGCACCAGGGAAAAUCGGAUAUAAUUCAGAGAAGAUCAUCACACGCUAUAUUCCUGAAAAAAGUGAAAGUAUAUCCGGAUUUUCUUCGAUUAUCCAAUCGCUUGCACGGGAGAGUAAAAAUGAAAUAAUUCGAAACAGCUUCAAUGACAUAGAGACGGAACUCCAGGUUGCCCAAUGGAUUGAUUAUUCCGUGUUAUUUAUUUCUCCUGCCGGUAAAGACAAACACGUUGCCAAAACUUUGCUGGAGGAACUGAACAAAUACCUUGAAUCGCGAUCGUACCUAGUCAACCACACUCUGAGCCUUGCUGAUGUUGUAGUAUUCUAUGCCAUUCAGGAUACCAUGAAUAAUCUACAACCACUGGACAAGGAGCACUACCUUAAUGUGUCGCGUUGGUUUAAUCACCUACAACAACAGAAGGCAAUUCGCCAGAAUGACGUGCUCAUCAACUUUUCUACAUUACACCUGCUCGGUUGGGCCACAGGAACACACGUUUGAAUCUUCUCGUAGCGGAACUUCCCAAACUUCAAUAAUUAAUCUAGGGAUUUUUUCUCCAAUUCAAUAAUAAUGAUUUUAAAUUACUUCCUAUUUAAAACAAUUAAAAAAAUAAAGCCUACAGUAUCUCCUGUCAUUUAUGCAUAAGUAAACAUAUUUGAAAAAAUAA